CACCGCUGGCUCGAGCCGUAUUCGUUGUCCGUUUGUCUGAUCGUUCGUGUGCUCUGUUUGCUUCCUGAGGUGAUCCGCGUGCAUUUACUCCGCUUUUAUUUGUUUUCGCAUUUUAUUUUUGUCCGCAAAUUGUGUACUAGGAUUUAUCGUCCACGUUUUGUAGUACGCAGACCGGUGUGUUACUCUCGAUACCAUUAACGAAUCGACAUUCGAUUAAAGUUAUAAUUUAUUAUUUUAAUUACAAUAAAACCAAAUUCCAUAAUGAGUACGAAAGAAGCCAAGAAUGAUGUUGCAGUAGAAAAGAUCGCCGACAACGAUGUCGCAGAUGCCAAGGCCGACAUUAAAGGAACCAAAAGAACGGCAGACGAAAAAUCAGAAGAAGUAAAAAAAUUGAAAAAAGAAGAAAAUGGUGAGGAAGACCUUGACGAAGAAGAUGAACCUGAAGGAGAAGAAGAUGAGGAAGAAGAAUUUGCCGAAGGUGAAGAUGAUUUAGAUGAGGCUGAUGGAUGUUCGGAAGAUGAUGAUGAUGAAGCUGAUGUUGUAGAAGAAGAAGAUGAUUGAUGUGUAAACUGACAUAAUGUACAAUUGAACAAGUCUCUUAAUUUUAUAUAAUUUAUACAUAGUGCCGCAUGUACUCGGUAACUCCGUUUGAUAGAAUUUGGUUUCAAAAGUCAUUUUUUUUUUUUUUUUUUUUUUUUUUAUAUAUACAUAAUAUG
Messenger RNA from Sipha flava (yellow sugarcane aphid), 716 nucleotides. Its product is annotated as histone H2A.Z-specific chaperone CHZ1. The transcript is spliced from 3 exons. Lineage: Eukaryota; Metazoa; Arthropoda; Insecta; Hemiptera; Aphididae. The coding region runs from base 262 to 561 and encodes 99 amino acids. The record is from RefSeq and is a predicted model, not a curated record.